AUGUCGAAUCUGUCUGGCUCUUCGUUUGUGCUGGGAUCUUCUGACCUUGCGGCUCUGAAGCGUGCCCAGAAUGCUCAUCAAGAGCCAUCGAAAGCCCCGACGGAGCCCGGCACCUUCAAUUCGUCUACUACCGCUUCUGCAGGUCCGUCAAGCUGGCAGACAUGUCACAGAGGAGUAGAAGCACCUGCUGCCUCAUCCAGGGCCCGAAAUGGGAAAUCGUGGACCGCUGAUGAAUUGCUUAUCAUACAAGAAACGAAGGGGAGAUUUGCUGCAAGACUAGCUGCUGAUCAUGCAGCGGUUCUGCAUCCUGACGUCGAUACACCGUUUAUGGAUGUCCAAGACGCGAUGAAUAGGUUGCUUCCAUACCAUAUCUUCCAGCAACCGAAAAACGACCUCGAGUGGGUCAUCAAUGGCGGCAAGGGGAAGCAAAAGGCGGCUCCCGAAGCUGAAUUGUCAGAAACUAGAUUUGCUAUAGAAUGUCACAAGCGACGCAAGGCCCUCAAAGACAAACUCAGGAAGAUCAAGAUUAGAGAGGGCACACGCUCUGCACCUCUGGACCAGGCGUAUGCUCUCGCUCAAGCCGUCUUGGACUCCGAGCGCACCGAGACGGCAUGGCUAAACGCCGAGUUGCGUACUGCUCGGGGAGAGUUAGACAAAAUAGAGCGCGAGAGGCGUGCAGCGAACCCCCCACUGCCCCGCACUUCAUACUACAAUUCGCCUACGAUUCCUUCAUCCACUCUGCAGUCUCAAUGGUACCGCCCAUAUCCUUAUGCAUAUAGUCAGCCGUACACGACAGUUUCCACCCCGAUGAAUAUCACCUACACCACUCCCGUGACAUCUGCUGCCUUCGCUACUCCAGCACCGACGACUGCCGCAGCCGUUACCACACCCGCCACCACAACUACGGCCACGACCACAACCGCCGCUCCAUCUCCUUCGCUGCCGGCAUCCAUUGCGGGAAAGAGUAUACCCGUACAAUUACCAGUUUCAUCGCUACCUGCACUUCAUGCACUAGGUAUCACCCCGGUUCCAGCUGCAUCACUCACGGCUGGACAAGCCCUUCCACCUGCUGUACUACGAAGUUCGGCGGCGAAUGGAACGAUGCUCAACUUAGAGAUCAAUGUCGCAUCGCUGAAAGGUGCCCAAAUCAACGGCCUAGCCCUGAUUUUGAAUUCUCUCAUGACGCGGGGCACAUCAACACAGCCGAGCGUCACGCCUACAGCAACUCCCCUAUCAGCCACUCCUGCCAACGGUACAACUAGUAACGGCUGA
Molecule: messenger RNA, 1272 nt
Organism: Pleurotus ostreatus (oyster mushroom)
Lineage: Eukaryota; Fungi; Basidiomycota; Agaricomycetes; Agaricales; Pleurotaceae
Exons: 4
Coding region: 1-1272 (423 amino acids)
Source: RefSeq, a predicted model, not a curated record